This is a messenger RNA of Dromaius novaehollandiae (emu), 654 nucleotides long. Its product is annotated as olfactory receptor 14A16-like. The transcript has 2 exons. Gene Ontology annotation, molecular function: olfactory receptor activity. The record is from RefSeq and is a predicted model, not a curated record. Gene Ontology annotation, cellular component: plasma membrane. The coding region runs from base 1 to 654 and encodes 217 amino acids. Lineage: Eukaryota; Metazoa; Chordata; Aves; Casuariiformes; Dromaiidae. Gene Ontology annotation, biological process: G protein-coupled receptor signaling pathway; detection of chemical stimulus involved in sensory perception of smell.
AUGACCACUGUUACCAUCUGCAAACCCCUGCACUACGGGACCCUCAUGGGCAGCAGAGCUUGUGUCAAAAUGGCAGCAGCUGCCUGGGCCAGUGGCUUUCUCAAUGCUCUCCUGCACACUGCUAACACAUUUUCAAUACCACUCUGCCAAGGCAACACAGUGGACCAGUUCUUCUGUGAAAUCCCCAAGAUCCUCAAGCUCUCCUGCUCAGAAUCCUACCUCAGAGAAGUCGGGCUUCUUGUGGUUAGUGCCUCUUUAGUCUUUGGGUGUUUCAUUUUCAUUGUGCUGUCCUACGUGCAGAUCUUCACUGCUGUGCUGAGGAUCCCCUCUGAGCAGGGACGACACAAAGCCUUUUCCAUGUGCCUCCCGCACCUGGCCGUGGUCUCCCUGUUUGUCAGUACUUCAUUUUUUGCCUACCUGAAGCCCCCCUCCCUCUCCUCCCCAGCUCCGGAUCUGGUGCUGGCUGUUCUGUAUUCAAUGGUGCCUCCAGGUGACAGAGUGGAGAUGUCCCAUGACCUGGGGAGAAUCCUGCCAGGAGAUGAAAGCCGUUUGCAGAAGACUGUUGUGUACGGAGUGAUAACAGCGUACUCAAGGGCCAUGCGAGUGGCCCAGGUGAGCUUCUCCUCUGUGAAGGUUUGCUUGUACCACUUGUGA